AUGUCUUCCUCAUCCUUCACCUCAGGAAAUUAUUACAGACGACGUAGGAAUAUAGAAAGAGGAACGCCGAAAGAGUGUUGGUGUGGUGCACCAUCUGACAUUUUUACAUCUGGAAGCGAAACAAAUCCAGGAAGAUUGUACUAUUGCUGUGCAAAAGGAUAUCAUAAGAGUCAUUUAUUCAAAUGGGCGGAUGAGUGCUUGGUGGAAGAUGUUGAAGAUAUUAAGGCAGUGAUAAAUGGCAUGAAUAGAGACAUCUCGGAGUUGCGAGUUAACGUUGGUCGGUUGGCGAAUGGAGUAAAGACAAAAUCUGAGAGAAAAGGAGGCGAAUGUUUGAGUGAGGGUCGGUGUUUGAGGAAUGUGGUUGUUUGUGUGGCUGGAAUGGCGAUACUUUGCUACUACUACUUCUCUAUUUAG
Messenger RNA from Raphanus sativus (radish), 414 nucleotides. RefSeq lists its product as uncharacterized. The transcript has 2 exons. Bases 1 to 414 code for a protein of 137 amino acids. The record is from RefSeq and is a predicted model, not a curated record. Lineage: Eukaryota; Viridiplantae; Streptophyta; Magnoliopsida; Brassicales; Brassicaceae. Gene Ontology annotation, molecular function: zinc ion binding.